Messenger RNA from Glossina fuscipes, 2724 nucleotides. RefSeq names its product nucleolar protein dao-5. Lineage: Eukaryota; Metazoa; Arthropoda; Insecta; Diptera; Glossinidae. Gene Ontology annotation, cellular component: nucleoplasm; nucleolus. The coding region runs from base 60 to 2423 and encodes 787 amino acids. The record is from RefSeq and is a predicted model, not a curated record. The transcript is spliced from 4 exons.
ACAUUGUAUGUCCCACGUGCUUCUACAUAAAUUCACUUCGAAGCAUUUCUCGGUGAAACAUGGCGGCGAACGAACAAUUAAUUGCUGCGCUAGUGCAUGAUUAUUUAAAAAGAAAAGAUAAAACAUUGGCGGAAGUUUUCCAACAUAAAAUGAAAACGGGUGUCGUUAGUAAAGGCUCACCUAAAUUAGAGGAUAUCUUUAAAUAUUACCAACAGAAUAGCGGAACUAAAAUACCACCGAUUAAACAAACUGAUCAAAAUUCCAGCGAAAGUGACGAUGAUUCUCGCGACGAAAUCGCAAAGAGCCCCAUUUUCCAUCCAUUUACUAACGGUACAGCGGAAGCUUUAUCUAAAACGACAAAAUCCAGUUCAGAAGAUUCAUCAGAGGACAGCGAUGAUACUGAGAUAGAAAAGAAACCACCAGCCAAGUCUACAGGAAAAGGCGUUGCACCGUCUGGAAAGCCGAAAUGUACAGAGAGUUUCAAAAAGGACGAAAAAUCAGGAACUAAACCUGGAAAACACACAAUUCUUCAAACAAAGAAAAUGGACUCCUCCGGCGAUAGCAGUGACGAGGAACCAAUGAGCGCUAAAAAUAAUUUAAUGAAAAAAGAUAGCUCUUCGGAUGACUCUGACGAUAACACCGAGCACAAGAAAUCUGAAGGCAAAAAAGUUCAUAAAAAAGUUGCAAUUAUUUCAACAAAAGGAGCAGGUGGCACUAGCAAAAAUGACGAACUGCCGACUAAACCAAAUGCAUUCGUAUCCAAGAAAACUGCAGCUCCACAAGUAAAGAAGAAUAAAUCCUCGAGUGAUUCCGAUAGUAGUAGUGGAGAGGACAAAGCAACUAAUAAAAACUCUGCUAAGACUGCUGUUUCUAAAACAGUUGCUAUAAAGAAAAGUAGCUCGUCUAGCGAUGACAGUUCAGAUGAAGAUGAGAAUUUUAAUGGAACUGUUCGCAAAGGAGCUGCUUCAAAUAAAUCAUUUCCUAAAAAUGAGGAAGACAAAAAAAUUACGAACAAAAGUUCUACUAAACUGGCUACUACUAAGAAAGUUGUUACAGAAGAAACCAGCUCAUCUAGCGAUGACAGUUCAUAUGAAAAUGAAAACUUUAAAGGGCCUCUUAGCAAAGUGGUCGCUUCAACUAAAUUGAUUCCUAGAAAAGAGGAAGAGAAAUCAACUACUAAGAAAAAUUCUGCUAAAAUGGCUACUCCUAAAAUAGCUGUUACAAAGCAAGGUACCUCAUCUAGCGAUGACAGCUCAGAUGACAUUAAAAACUAUAAAAAAGUGCCUAUUGGCAAAGUAGCCCCUUCAACUUUAUCAACGCCCAAAAAACCUAACACAUCUUCAAGCGACGAAAGUUCAGAUAAAGAAACGAAACAAGAAAAACCCAAAGCAGUUUCUGUGAAAUUAACACCUGCACAACCUACAGUUGAACCGUCAAGCACUGAUUCUGAUAGUUCGGAAGAUAAAUGUAAGGAUGUUAUAAAAUCGACGGUUGCCAAGAAAGAGUCUAGCAGUGCUGACAGCUCAAGUGAUGAAAAACCUGGACAAUUUUUGAAAUCGACGGUAAAUAAAACCCCCAUUAUCAAAAAGAAAAAACCUGAGAGCAGCUCCGAUGACAGUUCGUCGGACGAUGAAACCGCAGCGCCUAAAAAAGCUCCUGUGCCCGUGAAUACGGUGGCAAACAAACAAUUUCAAUUUAGUUCUGACGAGUCCUCUUCAGAUGAAGAGUCCACAAAAAAAGCUCUGUCAGCUAAGCUGGCUACUCCAGUUAUAAAGAAGUCAACUACGGCCAAUGCGGAGGAUUCAUCAAGCGAUUCAGAUGAUACAACUGCAGCUCCCUCAGCUAAAAAGCGGCAGGUCGUUCCAUCGGUAAAACCCCAAUCAUCUAGUGACAGUGAUUCAUCAGAUAAUGAGAAGGAAAAACAAAUUGUUGCUUCUAAGCCAUCUGCUAAUCGUAAGACCACCAGCGAAGAUAGCGCUCGUAUCGAAGAACAUUCACGUUCUGGCCAAUGCACGCCAUUAUCAAAACCGGGACGCAAGCGGAAGCUGGAGCAAGCAAACUGUAAUUCUGAGAAUAAAUACAGUAAUUUUGUAAGGAGUAGUGAAAACAAGAAAAAUGCUUUUUCUUCGACUCCGGCCAGUCGUAAGAAUAAAGACAAAAAGGAUACCCCAAACUCAAGUGGUAAAAGGAAAGAACCGUUCCGAAGGGUCCGUGAAGAAGAUGUUGAAAUUGAUGAACGAGUUAAAGAUAUGUCUUUUGAAGCAAAGAAAAAUGCUGCAGGUUCUUGGGGUCAAAAGGCCAAUAGAGACUUAAAACAUACACGCGGCAAACACUUCAAACAUGAAAAAACUAAAAAGAAGCGCGGCAGUUAUCGUGGCGGACAAAUUGACAUGUGCGUCAAUUCCAUAAAAUUUGAUGACUAAUAACGUCAAUUUUCUUAACAGUAACAGUAAUUUUCUUCUAAUUUUCAUACAAUUGAAAGCUUUUGAAAACGAGCACAGUUUUACCUACGUUGGCUCUUUAGUAAGAUCUAUAUAUACUUUUAUUGAAAUCGACUAUGCGUCUUGCAUAUGCAUUGAAAGUUUAUAAAAUACCCACAUCUCGUAAAUACAUCUCCUCCAUAUUACAGAAUGUAUGUGUAAAUGUAUGCUUAAAGAUUUAUAUGCAUGUUAAUGACGUGGAAAGGUAUUCAAACAAAUACAUGCAUGUGACUUUUUAAACAAA